AUGUAUGAAGGGAUUGACAACCUGAAAUCCCUUUACGACCGUGCCAGGAAGACUUUCUCCGGCGGUCCUUUUGCGGCACAGGAUGUGUCGCAUCGUACUGCUCGACCAGGCCCAGUACGUCAAUCAUCAGUUGGGAGCGGGGCUCCCAAGUAUCCCAGGACGGGGGAUAACCGCACCACCGGACGAGGUAACUCGUCCGACGUCCGUUCACAUCGCGGUGGUUCAACAGCUGCUCAACUAGAUAGCGCUGGCCACCGCGAGAGUCCUCUAAUGGAGGUUGAGGAGGAGGAAAGACGCUCUCCAAGCUAUCGUGGGCGAGCGUGUGUCUCCGAGAGCUUCUUUGAUCGCGUAACUCUUGCGUUACGCAACGACACCGAGCAUGGGCGGGACAGGCAUCUUCAACUGGCGGACACCGUCUUGACGCAUCGAGCUGAGUAUGCUUUUGCUCAGCUUGAGAACGACAGAGCUUUGACAUCUCUGCGUAACGAGCUAAGGGUAGCUCGUAUGGAUAUUGACUGA
Messenger RNA from Peronospora matthiolae, 519 nucleotides. The record is from the annotation of a GenBank genome assembly. NCBI's taxonomy places the organism in Eukaryota, Oomycota, Peronosporomycetes, Peronosporales, Peronosporaceae.